AUGAAGGAUCUGGAUCCAUUGUGGUAUUUUCUUGGAAUUGAGGUAGCUUCUUCUCCUAAGGGCUACUUUUUAGCGCAGGCCAAGUAUGCCAAUGAGGUUAUUCAUCAUAUCGGUCUUAUUGACACUAAGAUUUCUGAUACCUCCAUUGAGCUUAAUGGUUUAUUGUUGUCUUCUACUUCCUCUUUUGACUUGGUAACUUAUGCUAAUUUUGAUUGGGCUGAUGAUGUCACUGAUCACAAAUCCACUUCUGGCUUCUACAUGUUUCUUGGUGAUUCCUUGAUUUCUUGGAAGAGCAAGAAACAGAUUGUUGUUUCACAUGUCACUGCCAAGGCUGAGUACCGUGCUAUGGCCUACGCCACUGCUAAGAUUAUUUGGUUUCAUUGUCUCUUGUCUGAUUUGGGUGUCCCUCAGUGUUUCCCAACCUCUCUUUAUUGUGACAAUCACAGUGCUAAUCAGAUUACCCAUAACAUUGUCUUCCAUGAGCGGACGAAGCACAUUGAGAUUGAUUGUCAUUUUGUUCGUCAGCAUCUGCAGUCUGCCUCUAUCUCACUUCCUUUCGUCUCUUCGGCACUACAACUUGCUAACUUCUUUACCAAAACUCACAUCAUUGCUCGUUUUUAA
Molecule: messenger RNA, 621 nt
Organism: Camellia sinensis
Lineage: Eukaryota; Viridiplantae; Streptophyta; Magnoliopsida; Ericales; Theaceae
Source: RefSeq, a predicted model, not a curated record